CUUUCUGGUCUAUGUAACCCAUGACAAUUAGCCUAUUGCAUAUAUGGAUAGAGGGCAGGAUAGAAAGUUAGACUGCAUGUAAACCUGGGAAAAACUCCACUGACUAAAACCACCCGUGUCCAGGAAAGAAAAACACACAACCCGCCCAAAGCAAUAAAAUACGUUUGACAACGCUCCCCUAUUUAAAAAAAAAAAUAGUUUUCCUCCUUGAUCGACUGAUUUACUCUUUCUAAACGACAAGUAAUAGUCAGGCUACUUUAUAAUAUGGAAUACCCUGUUUUCUUCGAGUGCCAGACUCUGGACACAUCACAGAAGGAGCAAAGGAGAAAUGCUCACUAGCGGGGAUGUAAACAAAUUUGGGCACAAAAUUCCAGGAGAGGGUACUUCAGAAACCUAAUCAUGUGUUGGAGAUGCCUGGAGGACCUCUCUUCCUCACUCUGAGAGACAGCCUGGAGACUCCACCCACAACAACCUCCCUAGUCAGCAGUCAGAUUCGCCACUCGCUCCAGGUGAAAACAUUACCACCUUGUGGUCAAGAACAUGUACUUCAUUGUCUGAGCUUAGGGAAGCAGAAGAUCAACACCACCUGUCGUCUGGGAGAGGCCAAGCUCCGUCUUCUAGGGAAAGUGAUAGAAAAGGAUCUAGGUGAGGCUGCUCCAGGGGUGAGGGUGACGCACGGUGACUCAUUUCAGCUGGUGCUGGAGGGUUCAGCAAGGGAAGUCCGGACAGCCAGACAGUUGGUUACAGAUAAAAUCUCUCAGGUGCUGGAGCGGGUGGUGCCUGAGGUGUCCCUCCACCUCCUGUCCUUCCUGAGAGAGGAGUAUGGGAGGCCUGGAAACCUGAGCAGUCUGCUGGGGUUGGGACUCCAUGUGGAGGUAGAGCUGGGGGACACGGAGCUCCGUCUGUUCUCCCUCUCCUCUGGGAAACUGCACCAAGCUGAGAAGGAUCUACUGGGGGAGUUUGGGGAGGAGAAGAUUGACGUGCCCAAAGGUGCCCUCUCGGAUGAACUGAAGUCUAAGCUUGAGACGAAGGUGAAGGAGCUGAACCAGAGCAGACGCCAGGUGAUAGCCAGGUUUGGUCCUGGGUGUAGAGUGCAGCUGCUGGGCCACCUGAAGCAGGUUCAGGAGCUGAGGGAGGAGAUUGGGGCCUUCCUGAGAGACCAGUCCAGUGUGAGAGUUGUGAGACACCCUCAACGACAUCAGGAUGGCAUAGUCGGUGAAGCAGGCGAGGGACCAAGAUGUGAGGAGACGGUCGCAGCGACCAGCUAUCACCUCCAGGGGGGGCUGCAGGUAGUUGUUUGUCAGGGUGACAUUACCAAGGAACGGGCAGACGCACUGGUGAACUCAGCGAGUGAGAAUCUGGAUCACGCUGGAGGCGUGGCUGCAGCGCUGAGCCGGGCGGGGGGGCCUGAGGUACAGCAGGCCAGCAGGGAUCUGGUUAGGCAGAUAGGGAGAGUACCCACAGGUACAGUGGUAGAGACUACAGGAGGGAAGCUGCCUUGUAAGAUGCUGCUUCACGCAGUGGGACCAGUAGGUGGCAGCGUAGGUGGGAAUGAGCGCCCUCUGCUGGAGAAGACAGUAAAGGCAGCCCUGGAUCUGGCAGAGACCAUGGAGCUCCAGACCCUGGCCAUGCCCUGCAUCGGCUCAGGGAUAUUCGGCGUUCCUCUGAAGGUGUGCUCUGAGGCCAUAGUCUCUGCAGUGAGGGACUUUGGGAGGGAACAGCGCAUCCUUACCAAGGUCACUCUGAUUGAUGUGAGUGGAGAGGCAGUGAGAGCCAUGCAGGAGGCCUGUGAUAGGCUGUUACAGGGGAAGAGGGAGUUUCCUGGGUCGGAGGUAGAGUCCAGCACCACCACUACCACUACACAUGCUCCUCAGAGAGACACCACUGCUGCCUCCACCAGGGGACCAGUGGCUCCAGAGGUCUGUGUCCAGGUGGAGAUCAUCCAGGGAACCAUAGAGAAGCAGCAGGCUUUUCAGACUGCCCAGAAUGCUAUGCAUAUCAUAGGGUUCGAAUUGGGCGCUCGACCAGAGCAAGACAUCAGGAUUGUGCUGCUGGGGAAAACCGGAGGAGGUAAAAGCAGUGCUGGAAACACCAUCUUCGGACAAGAUGAUGUGUUCCUCUCAGACAGUUCCUCCAUCUCCGCAACACAGAUAUGUGAGGCUCAUACCAAGAACAUCAAAGGCAGAAACAUCACCCUGAUUGACACACCUGGAUUCUUUGACACUGACAUCCCUGAAGAGGAGCUGAAACCUAAAAUAGUUAAAUGCAUAACAGAGUGUGCUCCAGGACCACAUGCCUUUCUCAUCGUACUGAAAGUGGAACGGUACGAAGCCGUAGCAAAAAUCGAGACAUAUUUUUCACCAGAGGCCUUCAAAUAUGCCACAGUCCUCUUCACACAUGGUGACCAGCUCAAUGGUUUGACCAUUGAGAAGUUUGUCCAACAGAAUGAUGAACUGAACAAGCUUGUGGAGAAAUGUGGAGGCCGCUGUCACGUGAUCGACAACAAAUACUGGAACACCAAUCAGCAGGGUCAGUACAGCAACCAGUACCAAGUAGCAGAGUUACUCAACACCAUAGAGAAGAUGGUGAGAGAUAACGGAGGAGGAUGCUACACCAGUGAGAUGCUCCAAGAGGUAGAGAGAUUAAUACAAGCAGAGAUGGAGAGUCUUAGGAAGGAGUCAACGGGCCAGAUGUCAGAGGAAGAGAUGAGAAAACAGGCUAAAGAAAUAGUGUGGAAGAAAAGCCUGAUCAAACUCUCAGGGAUAUCAACAGGUGUUGUGGUAGGAGCUUUUCUUGGGGUGGCACUGGUGACAGGGAUCCCACUCACACUCGCUACAAAACCACUGAUUCAUUUAGUCAAACGUCAGAUGGCAGCUUCAAUGAAAACAGUGCCAACAGUCGUGGCGAAUGCUGAAGGACCAGUCAUUGCAGGAGAGACAGUGGCCCUCAUUGGAGUGGGUUCAGAUAUAGGCAUAGGUGCAGGGGUAGUAGGCAUAGCUGCAGGAGUUGUUGCUGGGACCGCUGCUACAGCAGGAGCAUUAAGAGGAGGGAUAGUAGGAGCUACUGCAGCAGAGGAGGCAGAGACAGUACAGGAGGCAGCAGAGAAAGCAGCUAGUGCUGUCUACCAUGAAGCUAAGGGUAUUUAUGACCAAGCAGGACACCUUUUGAAAGGCUACAGUAACAGAUCAGAUGCAACUGGAGUCAUGCAUAAGAAUCAUACGUGGAAUAAUUGAAAGAGUGAUGGCAAAGUAUGUUUCAACAUCUGACUAACUAUGUAGACAUCAGUCAGUUAUAUUCCACUUUUGAAUAGCUUUUUGUCCCAUUUAUUUUUCUUUCUGUUUUGUAAAAAGCAGAUUACUGGGUUAUACAUUCAGGGUUUUACAUAGGUGUGUUCAAACUUUUGUCUGGUAUUAAACUGCAUUGGGGUUCUGGACCAUGACCAUCCAUAGGCUUAUGGUUCACACAUGCGGUUGAGGGAGCAGGUUACCAUUUAUUGGGAUGACUCACGUACUGGAGGCAGAUUUGCAGGUUUGUCACUUGCUGGCACAGCCACAAAGUCAUCCAAUCGGAUUCUAAGAUUAACCAUACCCUUAACCACAUACACAUGGUGUGAUUUCAGUGUCAACAGAAAAUGUAUUUGAAUUUGAUCAUUUUUUAUUUGUAUAAGGCACAAAGUAAUAAAAUCUGAUUUUAAACCUAACCCUAAGUUUAACUUUAACCCUAACCUUAAAUGUAUUACAAUAUAGCCAGUUUUAAUUUUGCGGCUGGCCCACCUAGCGGAGACCCCUCAGCAAUGCUUCGAGGCCAAGAUUCAUACCAUAAAUGUCAACCUGCAUCGAGCAACAUGGGUUUUUUACUUGUAAAUUCAUUGUUGAUUAUUACAACAAAGCAAUAAUUGGACACAGAGAGUAAUGUUCUUAACAUUUAUUCUAAUUGGCAGCAUUAUCUUUUCUCCAGAACAUGCAUGCCAUUUUAAAUUAGAUGUGAUGGUUGUUUGACCUGAAACUAUGUAAUGCACUGAAUGUGCUCAAGCUUCUGCGAAUAAUUCCAAUGUAUGUAUCUUUAAACCUGCAAAAGGAAAAUGUACUCUAUAUCUUUCAUUUUUAGCUUUGAAAAUGAUAAAGGGGGAAAAUCUUGCUUAUGGCAAACUGGGUAACAGUGAGUGGUAUAUCUAAGCAACAUAGUAUCAUUACAAUACGUCAAAAUAGUGACAUUUAAUCAUUGUAGUUACAUUGUAGUAUCACCUAUGCUUAUAAUAUUACUGUACAUAUACACCGAGUAUAUCAAACAUUAGGCACACCUUCCUAAUAUUGAGUUGCAUCCCUCAAUUCGUCGGGGCAUGGACUCUACAAGGUGUCGAAAGCAUUCCACAGGGAUGCUGGCCCAUGUUGACUCCAUAGCUUCCCACAGUUGUGUCAAGUUGACUGGAUGUCCUUUGGGUGGUGGACCAUUCUGCUGAGCGUGAAAAACCGAGCAGCGUUGCAGUUCUUGACACAAACCAGUGUGUCUGGCACAUACUACAAUACCCAGUUCAAAGGCACUUCAAUAUUUUGUCUUGCCCAUUCACUUGCAAAAUGGCACGCAUACACAAUCCAUGUCUCAAUUGCCCUAACGCUUAAAAAUACUUCUUUAACCUGUCUCCUCCCCUUCAUCUACACUGAUGGAAAAGGAUUUAACAAGUGACAUCAAUAAGGGAUCAUAGCUUUCACCUGGAUUCACCCAGUCAGUCUAUGUCACAGAAAGAGCAGGUGUUCUUAAUGUUUUGUACACUCAGUGUAUGUCAUCUAAGAGAACAGAGGGAAAGAACUUAGGGUUGUUUAGUCCUUGGUGUUGUAAUUUUUUUUAAAUAUUACAAGUAAGCAUUUGAAAAAGAAAAAACUAUGUUUUCUUAACAUUCCUAUAUAUAAAAAUGGAAAACAUGUGUAAUAUGUCAAAUGUGUCAUUAGGAUGUUGAUCUAUUUAAUAAAAUGAAGAAAGUAAGGUUAAGUGAGAUUUUAUUUAUAUAACAUACACAAUAAUUAUGUAAUGCAUGUGUUAGUUAUUUGAUUUACAAAAUCAACAAAAAACAACCAACAUAACGAUCAAUACACAUUAAUUAUUACUUACAGAAAAAAACAUUCUUAAAAAAGACAGAAUUUUAAUACAUACAAAGAUCAACACUAACAUCAUAAUUGUAGUUAUCGAAUUACCAGACUUAAAGACUGACCCAAUUAAUACAUAUAAUUACUGUAAUUUACCACAUGAUAAACCAUAUUUAUCAAAUAUAUACUGUAAUUUACUUACGGGGGAAAAAAACAAUACGGGAAAUCAUCCAUUUAAAACAGAGUUAAGUGUUUGGAUUUUUAAAGUAGAGUGAGACUUGAUGUGUUAUACAUAUAUUACUAUAUAAUGUGUAUACUCAAAGACUGUUGCACCGUAUGAUGACAAGAUGGUACGGUCCAGGGUUAGAAGGUGUUCAGGAUGGUACGGUCCAGGGUUAGAAGGUGUUCAGGAUGGUACGGUCCAGGGUUAGAAGGUGUUCAGGAUGGUACGGUCCAGGGUUAGAAGGUGUUCAGGAUGGUACGGUCUAGGUUUAGAAGGUGUUCAGGAUGGUACGGUCCAGGGUUAGAAGGUGUUAGAAGGUGUUCUGGAUGUCAUAAGGUGAAUGCACCAAUUUGUAAGUCGCUCUGGAUAAGAGCGUCUGCUAAAUGACUUAAAUGUAAAUGUAAAUGUAAAUGUGUUCAGGAUGGUACGGUCCAGGGUUAGAAAGUGUUCAGGAUGGUACGGUCCAGGGUUAGAAGGUGUUCAGGAUGGUACGGUCCAGGGUUAGAAGGUGUUCAGGAUGGUACGGUCCAGGGUUAGAAGGUGUUCAGGAUGGUACGGUCCAGGGUUAGAAGGUGUUCAGGAUGGUACGGUCCAGGGUUAGAAGGUGUUCAGGAUGGUACGGUCCAGGGUUAGAAGGUGUUCAGGAUGGUACGGUCCAGGGUUAGAAGGUGUUCAGGAUGGUACGGUCCAGGGUUAGAAGGUGUUCAGGAUGGUACGGUCCAGGGUUAGAAGGUGUUCAGGAUGGUACGGUCCAGGGUUAGAAGGUGUUCAGGAUGGUACGGUCCAGGGUUAGAAGGUGUUCAGGAUGGUACGGUCCAGGGUUAGAAGGUGUUCAGGAUGGUACGGUCCAGGGUUAGAAGGUGUUCAGGAUGGUACGGUCCAGGGUUAGAAGGUGUUCAGGAUGGUACGGUCCAGGGUUAGAAGGUGUUCAGGAUGGUACGGUCCAGGGUUAGAAGGUGUUCAGGAUGGUACGGUCCAGGGUUAGAAGGUGUUCAGGAUGGUACGGUCCAGGGUUAGAAGGUGUUCAGGAUGGUACGGUCCAGGGUUAGAAGGUGUUCAGGAUGGUACGGUCCAGGGUUAGAAGGUGUUCAGGAUGGUACGGUCCAGGGUUAGAAGGUGUUCAGGAUGGUACGGUCCAGGGUUAGAAGGUGUUCAGGAUGGUACGGUCCAGGGUUAGAAGGUGGUCAGAAUGGUACAGUCCAGUGUUAGAAGGAUAUCAGGAUGGUUUGGUCCAGGGUUAGAAAGUCAUCUUUGGGAUAGUGCAGUCCAGGUUUAGAAGAUGCUCAGGAUGGUAUGGUCCAGGGUUAGAAGGUCGUCUUUGGGAUGGGCGUACUCUAGUAGAUUUGUGUAUGUGAGAUCAUCUGUGGAUCUGUUGGGGUGGUAUGUGAAUAGGAGUGGUUCAGGGUUUCUGGGAUGAUGUUGUUGAUGUGAUCCAUGACCAUCCUUUCAAAGCAUUUCAUGGCUACAGAUGUGAGUGCUAUUGGAUGGUAGGCAUUUAGGCAGGUUACCUUGGCGUUCUUGAACACAGGGACUAUGGUGGUCUGUUUGAAACAUGUAGGGAGACGUUGAAAAUGUCAGUGAAGACACUUGUCAGUUGGUUAGCGCAUGCUUUGAGUACACAUCCUGGUAAUCCGUCUGGCCCUGCAGUCUUGUGAAUGUUAACCUGUCUUACUCACAUCGGCUACGGUGUAACGGUUGUCGUCGGGAAAAAGCGAGGACCAAGGUGCAGCGUGGUACGUGUCCAUAACGUAUAUUUUAAAACCUAAACUGAACAUUAUGAAAUACAAAACAAUAAAUGUGAACAUGAACGAAACCGAAACAGUACCGUGUGGCAACAAACACUCACACGGAAACAAACACCCACGAAACACAGGUGGAAAAAUGCUACCUAAAUAUGGUUCUCAAUCAGGGACAACAAUAACAGCUGCCUCUGAUUGAGAACCAUAUCAGGCCAAACAAAGAAAUAGAAAAUCAUAGAAACACAAACAUAGACUGCCCACCCCAACUCACGCCCUGACCAUACUAAAUAAAGACAAAACAAAGGAAAUAAAGGUCAGAACGUGACAUACGGAGCGCGUGAUUACACAGUCGUACGGAACAGCUGGUGCUGUGUUACUUGCCUUGAAGUGAGCAUAGAAGGCAUUUAGCUCGUUUGGUAGGCUCGCGUCACUGGGCAGCUCACGACUGGGUUUCCCUUUGUAAUCCAUGAUAGUUUGCAAGCCCUGCCACAUCUGACGAGCGUCAGAGCCUGAGUAGUAGGAUUCGAUCUUAGUCCUGUAUUGACGCUAUGCUGUUUGAUGGUUCAUUGGAGGGUGUAGUAGGAUUUCUUAUUAGCUUCCGGGUUAGAGUCAUGCUCCUUAACAGCGGCAGCUCUAGCCUUUUAGCUCAGUACAUAUGUUGCCUUGCGGCUGGACUUCUGGUUGGGAUAUGCACGUACGGUCACUGUGGGGACAAUGUCGUCAAUGCACUUGUUAAGGAAGCCAGUGACUGAUGUGUUAAACUACUCAAUGACAUCGGAUGAAUCCCAAAACAUAUGCAAUUGUGUGUGUUCCAGUCUGUGCUCGCGAAAUAGUCCAGUAGCUUAGCAUUGGCUUCAUCUGACCACUUCUGUAUUGAGCGCGUCACUGGUACUUCCUGUUUAAUUUUUUUCUGAUAAGCAGGAAUCAGGAGGAUAUAGUUAUGGUCAGAUUUGCCAAAUGGAGCUUUGUAUGAGUCUCUGUGUAAAGGUGAUCUGGAGUUGUCUUCAAGUUGCACACAGGUAGAAAUGAGGUGAAACAGAUAUCAUUUUUCUUGAUUUAAAAUCCCAAGCCACUAGGAGCAUGUUCUUGUUUGCUUAGGGCCCUAUACAGCUCGUUGAGUGCAGUCUUAGUGACAGCAUUGGUUUGUGGUGGUAAAUAGACAGCUAAUAUAGAUGAAAACUCUCUUUCGGUAAAUAGUGUGGUCAACAGCGUACAAUGAGGUACUCUAUGUCAAGCGAGCAAAACCUUGAGACUUCCUUAAUAUCAGGCACCAGCUGCUGUAUACAGAGACACACCCCACCCACCCGAUCUUACCGGAGGUAGCUGCUCUGUCUUGCCGAUGCACGGAAACCCAGCUAACUGUAUAUUAUCCAUGUUCUUGUUCAGCCAUGACUCAGUGAAACAUAAGAUAUUACCAUUUUUUAUGUCCCGUUGAUUGGAUAGUCUCGAAUGGAGUUCAUCCAGUUUAUUCUCCAGUGAUUGCACGUUUUCCAGUAGAACAGCGGGUAAAGGCGGAUUAUCCACUUGUCAGGUAUCCCGCUCGCUGACCUCUUCUUACGAAUGAUGGGGAUUUGGGCCUGGUCCCAGAAGAGUAGUAUAUCCUUUGCAUCAGACUCAUUGAAGAAAAAUUCCUCUUCCAGAUUGAGUCGAUUACUCGCUGUUCUGAUGUCCAGAAGUUAUUUUCAGUGAAAGGAAACGAUAGCGGAAACAUUACAUGUACAAAAAUUGUUAAAAUCAAUGCAAAAAAACCCACACAAAAUAGCACAAUUAGUCAGGAUCACGUAAAACGGCAGACAUCCCAUCCAGCUCUAUCGUUUAAUGUCAAUGUUCUAAAUGGAGUGCCCCUAAGGACACUGUUAAGGUACUAACUUAUUUGCAAGACAACUACCGGUAUUCUUUAGUUACGUGUUUCACUCCAAACCCUUUAAUUCCUCUUCUCCCCUGUCUGUCUGUCUGUCUGUCUGUCUGUCUGUCUGUCUGUCUGUCUGUCGCUCUCUCUCUUCCUCUCUCAGAGUUCACAGGACACAGCGCUUAGUGACCUGGCCAACAGCCUGCUGAGAACCAGCUGAGCUUCAGUCUCAAGCCUGCAAAGUACACUGGCUAUAAUCUUUACACUGUGCAGGCCUUGGUCAGAUGCAUUAAGGGAAUGUGCCACCACGUACAGGCAAGACUGCCAUGACGCUCCAACAGAACAGAAACUGUGCCAACACUUUUAAUGCAUUUCAGCUAUGUAGUGUGAUUUGAUUCAUUUAGUAGGUACCCCCAUCCCAUCAUCGACCCUCCUCUCCACCACUCCACCACCUAAACCUCUCUCUCUCCCCCAUAAAUGUGUUCUGUGCCUUUAUGUUUGUAACCAAUGCUUUCCCCCCUUCAUUCUAACAGUAUUGUAUGGCAUCCCCAUGCCCAGGAUGAUGGUGUGUCAUAUGGCUAUUGUUGGGAUUUAUGUUUAUGCAUUAUGGCCCGCUAUCAAAUUGUUUGAAGAUGAAUAUUGUUUUGUUACAUCUGCAUUGUUUGUGUGUGUGUGUAUGUGUGUAAAGAUUGAGCAACAUAGAGUGCCUUGAUGCAAAAGCUGUGGUCAAUCUGGAGAGGGGAGGGGUGCAUAUCUCCAGGCAAACCAGGGUGGGUAGGACACUGGACAAUACCAUAUAAGGAACUGUUUGAGUGUAGAAUCUGGGGUGAGACACAAGACGGAUCUAAUCUACCCAACGACCAGAUGCGGACAGCUGGGAGCACCAAGAGACUGGGACCAGUCUGAGUGCCGGCGAUAGGCUGAGCAAAGUUUAAACCACGCUCAGCCUCUACUGUGAUAGGCCAACGGACGGGUUGGAAAUAUGGCUGUCAUAGUAUAAUAACUGUUGUUUGCGCACAUUCCAGAGUUCCCUGUUCUACCCUGUGCGGUGAUACAGUGAACCCGUAUAUACGAAAAUUUGCAUUUACCAUUUAUCGCUUGAGUUUAAUUAAAAUACUUAAAGUAUA
This is a messenger RNA of Salvelinus fontinalis (brook trout), 10019 nucleotides long. RefSeq lists its product as uncharacterized. NCBI's taxonomy places the organism in Eukaryota, Metazoa, Chordata, Actinopteri, Salmoniformes, Salmonidae. The record is from RefSeq and is a predicted model, not a curated record. Bases 411 to 3233 code for a protein of 940 amino acids. Gene Ontology annotation, molecular function: GTP binding. The transcript has 5 exons.